AUGAGCUGCAAUGGGUGCCGGGUUUUGAGGAGAGGGUGCAGCGAGAACUGCAUCUUAAGGUCGUGUUUGGAUUGGAUCCAAAAUCCCCAGGCCCAGGCCAACGCCACCAUCUUUGUCUCCAAAUUCUUCGGCCGCAGCGACCUCAUGUCAUUCAUCUCCGCCGUGCCGGAAAACAAAAGGCCCGCUUUAUUUCAAUCCCUAUUGUUCGAGGCGUGCGGGAGGACGGUGAACCCGGUGGGAGGGGCGGUGGGGCUGCUGUCCACCGGGAACUGGCACAUCUGCCAGCUGGCGGUGGACACUGUGCUCGCCGGCGGCGAGCUCCGGCCGCUUGCCGUGGGAAUCCCGGCGCCGGGAGGAGAGAGGGCUCCGUCGAGGCACAGGGCGGCGGCCAUGCAUGGGCCGACCGGAGGGUUGGUCGGAGAGUACCGGUCUCCGGCGGCCGGUGGAUGGGGCUGCGUGGAGCACACGAUGUCGGGAUUAUCGGAGGUGUCGCCAGGGUUUGGGGGGAGCAGUAGUGACGAUAAUGGAGCUAAAAGUGCUGGUGCCAAAAAGCCAAAACUUCUCAACCUCUUCCCUUAA
Messenger RNA from Striga hermonthica, 579 nucleotides. Lineage: Eukaryota; Viridiplantae; Streptophyta; Magnoliopsida; Lamiales; Orobanchaceae. The record is from the annotation of a GenBank genome assembly.